CGGGAAGCGGGGCGGGAGCGCGGCUGCGGAGCCGGGACGGUAGCUGUCAUGGACGCCUGGGUUCGCUUCAGUGCCCAGAGCCAGGCCCGGGAACGGCUGUGUAGGGCGGCCCAGUAUGCCUGCUCCCUUCUUGGCCACGCGCUACAGAAACACGGGGCCAGCCCUGAGUUACAGAAACAAAUUCAGCAACUGGAGAAUCAUCUGAGCCUAGGAAGAAAGCUUCUACGCCUUGGUAACUCGGCAGAUGCCCUUGAGUCGGCCAAACGAGCUGUGCACUUGUCAGAUGUUGUCCUGAGAUUCUGCAUCACGGUUAGUCACCUCAAUCGAGCUUUGUACUUCGCCUGUGACAAUGUCCUGUGGGCUGGAAAAUCUGGACUAGCUCCCCGUGUGGAUCAGGAGAAGUGGGCCCAGCGUUCAUUCAGGUACUAUCUGUUUUCCCUCAUCAUGAACUUGAGCCGCGAUGCCUAUGAGAUUCGCCUGCUGAUGGAACAGGAGUCUUCAGCUUGUAGCCGGCGACUGAAGGGUGCUGGAAGAGGAACCCCAGGAGGAAAUGAAAAUGCAGGCGCUGGGGGUCCAGCGACUCCAGGAGGAGGCUUGCCUCAUCUGGCUCUCAGGCUUCAGCUCCGGGUCCUACUCUUGGCUCGGGUCCUUCGAGGCCAUCCCCCUCUUCUGCUGGAUGUGGUCAGAAAUGCCUGUGAUCUCUUCAUUCCACUGGACAAGCUAGGCCUCUGGCGCUGCGGCCCUGGGGUUGUGGGCCUUUGUGGCCUUGUGUCCUCCAUCUUGUCUCUUCUUACCCUCAUCUACCCGUGGCUGAGACUCAAGCCCUGAGGUUCUGGUACAGGAUUAGGAGAGGAUCUGACUGGGUGAGAUGGAUCUUAGAUCAUGCCCAAUAUUCCCACCUCCUGCUAACUCUACUCCUUGGUGAAAGUGGAAAUCCCAGGAUCUAGGGGUAGAGAGAAGAGCUUUGGGGAAGGUGAGGAGAGGAGAGGUAACUUGUGACGUCAGCGCGGUGAUUCUGAUGCUCAGAUCUUCUGGGGCCUUUGUUUCUUCCUCCUUCGUUGCAAUGUCUGUGUCUCUCUUGACCCCUUUUACUCUGUCUCUUCUAAGUCUAUUUGAGAUUCCAUCUCUACACCUUUUUUUUUUUUUUCACUUUCUCCAUUGGCUGUCCUAGGAAUUUUAAGCAUCUGACUUGUGGCAGAUUUUAUUCCUUUCGAAUGCCACCAGAGCAUAAUUUUAAAGACUCUUGUUCCAGGGGACUCUCCCCCUCACUCACCAGAGGUGGUUCAGCGGGUCUUCCUUGAUGUCUACCUCACCAGCCUCCCUCCUGCCUCGGCCCUGCCCGCUGCUCACAGCCGAAGAUUUCUGCUCACCCUUUUAGUUCAGGGCCUUGCUCCCCAGCCUGUUCCCGCCCGUUCUUCGCCUGUGCACAAUGAUGCUACGUGUGGCAUCUUGCUGUAAAUACUGUACAGAAGUUCCAUGUAAAUAACUGUGGCCUGUGCCCACGAUGGGGAGCCAGCCUCCCGGGUCAGCACAUUAAACAUCGGUUUGCUCCUCGA
Molecule: messenger RNA, 1556 nt
Organism: Suricata suricatta (meerkat)
Lineage: Eukaryota; Metazoa; Chordata; Mammalia; Carnivora; Herpestidae
Gene: PEX11B
Product: peroxisomal biogenesis factor 11 beta
Exons: 4
Coding region: 49-828 (259 amino acids)
Biological process (GO): peroxisome fission; regulation of peroxisome size
Cellular component (GO): peroxisomal membrane
Source: RefSeq, a predicted model, not a curated record